Molecule: messenger RNA, 1415 nt
Organism: Cicer arietinum (chickpea)
Lineage: Eukaryota; Viridiplantae; Streptophyta; Magnoliopsida; Fabales; Fabaceae
Biological process (GO): microtubule-based process
Cellular component (GO): cytoplasmic dynein complex
Molecular function (GO): dynein intermediate chain binding
Source: RefSeq, a predicted model, not a curated record
AAGUUGUCCAUUAAUUAACUUAAGUGGCACAUAUGAUAUGUUAAAAAUUGCUAGAAUAAAUUAUUCCCCAAAACUUCUAAUUUAAAUUAAGGUUGAUCAUUAUUACAGCACUAAAUAAAUUCAUGAUCAAUUUUACUGGGUUGAAUCACAAAUUCAUUGAUUAUUGUAUGAAUCCUAACACAAAGUAAGUGUUUUGGAGAAGAAGACAGACACAUCAACUCAAUAAAAAAGGAUAUUAAAUGAAAAAUAUAUUUAAACCGUAUAAGUUGUUAUAACGAACUGCAAAUGCUUUGUGGCAAUCUGGGCAGCAUGGACCAAAUGGUACAAAGUAAAUAAUGUUAGGAUACUUCUACUUUGACUUUGACCAAGACCACAACAACACCAAUCAUGUUCCCUCUUACCAGCUUUUCUUCAUUUUUUGCUAGUAGAAUAAAAAAAAGCAUAAAUGAAAAUGAUUCAUAUUGCUGUAUAAAGUAAAGACAACGACUACCCUUCGUUAAUCCUUUCCUACUCUAAACGUACAUUUUUGCAUAAUUAAGAAAAAUAAAUAAAAAAUGCAUGCAUAAAAAGAAACAAGUAAACUAAAAAAGCAAUAAGAAAUGUAAGUACUACUCAGUAGUCGUUAUAGUUAUUCAGUCUUUUGUUUUGGUCCCUUUCCCUUUCCGUAGGCAAUGGACUACAAAAGAUGUUUGCCAUUGCUUUAAAGCAUAUCUAUUAUUAAUUAAUGUUAAUGUUAUCACAAACAUGAAAAGUGGUUCCUUUAAUAUGUGAUUGAGUUAUUAGAACUUAAAGAUACAAAACAGAACAUUAACAUAUAUGGAAGGUGCAGAGAAGGAACUAGAGAGAAGAAGCAAGUUUCUGAAAAGCUUAAUAAAGAACAAGAAAACAAUUGAACAACAAGAACAACACUUCCACAACAUAAAGGUCAGAGCUUGUGACAUGCCUCUAAAUUUGCAGAACCGUGCAUUUCAUUGUGCACGUCAUCUCUUGAAUUCUAUGCCAUCAAACAAGCUUGAUAGUAAACGUCUUGCUCUCACACUUAAGAAGGAAUUUGACACUUCCUAUGGUCCAGCAUGGCACUGCAUUGUUGGAACUAGCUUUGGUUCCUAUGUAACUCAUUCAGUUGGAGGUUUCUUGUAUUUUUCCAUUGACAAAGUUUAUAUCCUUCUCUUCAAGACUACUGUUCAACCAUUAGACCAUUGAAUUCAAUGAGUGUCAUUUGUUAUACCAAGUCACUGUUGACAAAGUUUUUAAUUGUUUUUUAUGAAGCAUGGUGAAAUCAAUAUAAUAAAGAAAAUUAACAAGUUAAAGAUGCCUUCAACAAAAUCCAUCAUCCCCUUUCCUCUGUCUUCACUUCUAACUAUUGUAUUUCUUCUUGUUUUGUUGCUUAUCAUUGGUGGAGCUCAAACUCUAAA